Lindgomyces ingoldianus is the source of this 1093-nucleotide messenger RNA. RefSeq names its product histone-fold-containing protein. Gene Ontology annotation, molecular function: protein heterodimerization activity; structural constituent of chromatin; DNA binding. Gene Ontology annotation, cellular component: nucleosome. Gene Ontology annotation, biological process: nucleosome assembly. The record is from RefSeq and is a predicted model, not a curated record. The coding region runs from base 242 to 658 and encodes 138 amino acids. NCBI's taxonomy places the organism in Eukaryota, Fungi, Ascomycota, Dothideomycetes, Pleosporales, Lindgomycetaceae. The transcript is spliced from 4 exons.
CACGCUCGCUUAGCCUGCCCAGCGCCCCACGGAUCACGCAGUCGCCGCCGGAUCACAACAUUGAUCGCGCUCCCCAUAAGUAGCGCGUCCCCCGCUGCCAGGACAACUUCUCUUCCUUCAUCUCGACACCACACUUCCCCCGCCAGCUUCCAACCGUUUUCAUCAAUCCAACCUAUCGUCCAUCCACACCAGCUUCCACGCCCCAGCUUCAUCCAAUUUUCCGUCACUUCCAGCCGCAAAAAUGCCACCAAAAGCCCAAAAGACUCCCACCACCGGCGGCAAGGCACCAGCUGGUAAGGCUCCUGCUGAGAAGAAAGAGGCCGGGAAGAAGACGGCCGCUCCUUCCGGCGAGAAGAAGAAGCGCACCAAGUCGAGGAAGGAGACCUAUAGCAGCUACAUUUACAAGGUUCUUAAGCAGGUUCACCCUGACACUGGUAUCUCCAACCGUGCUAUGUCCAUCCUGAACUCAUUUGUCAACGAUAUUUUUGAGCGUGUCGCCACGGAAGCCUCGAAGCUCGCCGCCUACAACAAGAAGUCAACCAUCUCAUCACGCGAGAUUCAGACCUCUGUCCGACUGAUUCUUCCCGGUGAACUUGCCAAGCACGCCGUUUCUGAGGGUACCAAGGCUGUUACCAAAUAUUCUUCCUCUACUAAGUAAGAGUGAAGUGUUGGGAUUUUCUUGGGUUUCAUUUUUGCAUCCGGCGAUUCACAUUCGCUAUGGAUGUCAGGCGGUUAUGGGGGUGAUGGUGUUCAUGGGUCAUUUUAAUGCAAUCAUGGGACGGUUUGCUUGUCUUCCAGGCCCGCAGGUCUUACGGUCUGACUUUCGGGGUCCAACAUCAUGGGGUUGUAUAUUAUACCUCUGCAGUCGGAACGAAUGAAUUCUUCCAAUUUCAUCUUCAUAUCAUGUGGGGUUUUCAUCUUUGGGGUUCGGCCUUUUUGAUCCCGGCCACUUGAGGAUUCAAAUAACCGUGGGACCUGUGGGUAGGCCUUCUGCAACGCUGACUUUUGUGCACUGCCAAUGCAUCCCCGAGGCUCGUCAAACCCCUUCUCGUGGUGCUGUAGUGGUAAAGCAAUACAUGCUGAGUAUUGGAAG